Darwinula stevensoni is the source of this 468-nucleotide messenger RNA. Lineage: Eukaryota; Metazoa; Arthropoda; Ostracoda; Podocopida; Darwinulidae. The record is from the annotation of a GenBank genome assembly.
AUGAAAGCCGUAGCAGACGUCAUCGCUCGCAAUGCAGAAGAUUUGGCAUUUAUCCAAAUAGAUGCUAUCUUGGGAGACCUGAGGGCAGCGUGCAUCAUACAAUAUCAGGAAUAUCUCGAUGUGAUCGAACAGUCCAUCCAGAAGAAGUUACUGCUCCUGCAGGAGAUCCUGCCACGUCGGGGGGACGAUGCCUUCCCCAAGUUCCUCGAAUGCCUCCGGCAACGACGGCACGUGUUGCUCGCUGACAGGAUGGAGAGGGGGAAUCCAGUCCAAGUACUGAAAGAGUACUGCGACAAGAAUGGCUGCAAAGUUGAAUAUAUUGAUGUUGAUGAAAGUGGACCACCGCAUGACAAAAAAUUUAUAUCGAAGGUCGUCAUGACGUUUCAACCGGAUGAGCCAAGCAAAACCAAGAAGGAUGCGAAGGCUGCAGCUGCUUCCCUUUGCCUCAAGAGACUUGGACUCGUGUGA